CCCGGGGCCACAGGCACGGAGAGUCCAAGCGGAACCGGGGAGGCGGGAGGCGCCCCGCCGACUCGACAGCGCGUCCCAGGUAUUGAUUCUGACUUUUGAAGAUGGAUGAAGGUAUAGAAAUUUCCAGUGAUGGAAAUUCCCUGAUCAAAGCGGUCCAUCAGAGCCGGCUUCGCCUUACAAGACUCUUGCUGGAAGGUGGCGCCUACAUUAAUGAGAGCAAUGACCGAGGGGAAACACCUUUAAUGAUUGCUUGUAAGACCAAACAUGUUGAUCACCAGAGUGUCAGUAAAGCCAAAAUGGUUAAAUACCUAUUAGAAAACAAUGCUGAUCCCAACAUACAGGACAAAUCUGGGAAAACUGCUUUGAUGCAUGCUUGCUUAGAAAAAGCUGGUCCUGAAGUUGUUUCUUUGCUCCUAGAGAGUGGGGCUGACCUCAGCUUGCAAGACCACUCUAGUUACUCGGCCCUUGUUUAUGCUAUAAAUUCAGAAGACAGAGAGACCCUGAAAAUCCUACUUAGUGCUUGCAAGGCAAAAGGGAAAGAGGUCAUUAUCAUAACGACAGCAAAAUCGCCCUCUGGCAGGCACACUACCAAACAGUACUUAAAUAUGCCUCCUUUGGAUAUGGAUGAGCGUUAUUCCCCAGCCACCUGUGCCACUCCUUCAGAAAUAGACUUAAAAACAGCCUCAUUGCCACUAUCACAUUCUUCUGAAACUGAAAUGACACUUUUUGCCUUUAAAGAUCUGGAACCCGCAGGAAGCAGUGAUGAUAUGGGGGACCCAAGCUCCCCUUUGAGGAAGCCUCGUGUGGCCCCUAACGGGCCCAAACUACCUCAGGCUCCACACUGGAUCAAGAGUCCCCCCUCAUUAAUGCACCAGAACAGAGUGGCCUCAUUACAAGAGGAGCUCCAGGAUAUUACUCCAGAGGAAGAAUUAUCCUACAAAACCAAUGGGCUGGCACUUUCCAAGCGAUUCAUCACUAGGCACCAAAGUAUUGAUAUAAAAGACACUGCACAUUUGUUAAGAGCCUUUGAUCAGGCCAGCUCAAGAAAGAUGUCAUAUGAGGAAAUAAAUUAUCAAUCAUUUUUUUCAGAAGGAAAUCAGCAAUGCAUUGACAUCCCAGUUGACCGGGACCCAGACUCUAACCAGACAAUAUUUACUUCCACCUUAAGAAGUAUAGUUCAAAAAAGAAACUCGGGAGCAAAUCACUAUAGCUCUGAUUCCCAGCUCUCAGCUGGUCUUAUCCCUGCAACUUUAGAUGAUGGCAAAACACUUAUAGGAAAGAAAAAGAUCCUCUCACCAUCUUCUUCUUUGUUGUCAGGAUCCAAAGAAUUGUUGGAGAAUAUCCCACCAGGUCCCCCGAGCAGGAGAAAUCAUGCCCUUUUAGAAAGGCGUGGUUCAGGAGCUUUCCCUUUAGAUCACAGCAUUACACAAACCAGACCAGGAUUUCUGCCACCCUUAAAUGUGAAUCCUCACCCUCCCGUCUCAGAUAUCAAUGUCACCAACAAGAUUUCCAGCCUUCUUUCUUGUGGUCAAAAAAUGCUUAUGCCAACAGUUCCUAUUUUCCCCAAAGAAUUCAAAAGUAAAAAAAUGUUGUUAAGGAGACAAUCAUUGCAAACAGAACAAAUUAAGCAAUUAGUUCAUUUUUAAGAGACAGCUAGCAAAUACAUUUUGUUCACAUGUCUAUACCAGAGAAACAUGGAACUAGAGAAGAAAAUUCAAACAUUCAUCCUUUUAAAUCUUUUAAGUGGUUAGUCCAUAAUAGGGGUAUCAAAAUGUACUGUGUAUCAUCAUAUUAGGCACUGUGGAUAUACAAAUAAUAGAUAGCUUUUGCUAAGGGAAUUCUCUCAAACAAAAUUAAAACUAUUUUUUUCAAAACCUUCAAUACUUAACAACCUUCAUGUGGUUCAA
This is a messenger RNA of Balaenoptera acutorostrata (minke whale), 1907 nucleotides long. RefSeq names its product ankyrin repeat domain 34B (gene ANKRD34B). Gene Ontology annotation, molecular function: protein binding. The transcript is spliced from 2 exons. Bases 102 to 1646 code for a protein of 514 amino acids. NCBI's taxonomy places the organism in Eukaryota, Metazoa, Chordata, Mammalia, Artiodactyla, Balaenopteridae. The record is from RefSeq and is a predicted model, not a curated record.